CACCACCCAAGUUUACAAGAACCCCCGUGGACCAGACAGGAGUUUCUGGAGGAGUCGCCUCAUUCAUCUGUCAAGCCACAGGAGAUCCAAGACCUAAAAUUGUCUGGAACAAAAAGGGAAAGAAAGUCAGCAAUCAGAGAUUUGAGGUAAUAGAGUUUGAUGAUGGAUCUGGAUCAGUUCUCAGAAUACAACCACUGCGCACACCACGAGAUGAAGCCAUUUAUGAAUGUGUGGCUUCCAAUAGCGUUGGCGAAAUAAGCGUGUCCACAAGACUCACUGUUUUACGUG
Messenger RNA from Merops nubicus (carmine bee-eater), 288 nucleotides. RefSeq names its product receptor-type tyrosine-protein phosphatase delta-like. The record is from RefSeq and is a predicted model, not a curated record. Gene Ontology annotation, molecular function: cell-cell adhesion mediator activity. Gene Ontology annotation, cellular component: plasma membrane; axon. The annotation marks the transcript as partial. The transcript has 2 exons. Lineage: Eukaryota; Metazoa; Chordata; Aves; Coraciiformes; Meropidae. Gene Ontology annotation, biological process: axon guidance; dendrite self-avoidance; homophilic cell-cell adhesion.